Molecule: messenger RNA, 2141 nt
Organism: Amborella trichopoda
Lineage: Eukaryota; Viridiplantae; Streptophyta; Magnoliopsida; Amborellales; Amborellaceae
Gene: VTE1
Product: tocopherol cyclase, chloroplast / vitamin E deficient 1 (VTE1) / sucrose export defective 1 (SXD1)
Molecular function (GO): tocopherol cyclase activity
Source: RefSeq, a predicted model, not a curated record
GGAAGUUUUUCGACACUAGAAUUGUAAUUAUCCGUGACUUUGGAGGCCAGGAUUUACUUGUUUUAAAGAGCAUUUUACUUGUAUACACGAGGCGUGCAUAGUAUUACUUAUUUUUUGCUGUGGAUUGCAUGCUCUAUUCGUGUCAAUGAUCUUUUUGGCGCCUGCAAGUAUCCAAGCCGUCAUUGCCAAUCGUAAAACGCAUAUGCUCUCUCUCUCUGCAACUAUAAAUUCUGGGGAAAUGGUAGCCUCUUUAGCUUGGAGCUCUAUGUUUUCUAGAGGUUGUGCUUUGCCUGUGAAUAUAGGCUUCUGUAAUCGAGGCAAGGAUUCAAAUACACACCUUUCUUCUAAUUGUGAAAGAAAAAGAAAUUCAGCUGUGCUUGUGAGAGCUCGCACUAAUGCUCCUGUGAUGCCCGAGUAUGAGCAUACUCCAGCUAAUAGAGAGCUCAGAACUCCUCAUAGUGGGUACCAUUUUGAUGGAAGUGCACGCCGUUUUUUCGAGGGUUGGUACUUCAAGGUCUCAAUUCCAGAGCAAAAACAGAGCUUUUGCUUUAUGUACUCAGUGGAGGACCCAGCCUUCAGUGGAAAGUUAGGGAAAUUCGAUGAGGCAGUUUAUGGGUCUCGAUUUACUGGAGUUGGAGCUCAAAUUCUUGGAGCCCAUGAAAAAUAUAUUUGUCAAUUUUCUGAAGAGUCUAAUAAUUUUUGGGGAGACAGGCAUGAGCUCACAUUAGGUAACACAUUUUUAGCAAGGGAAGCCGUCUCUGCUCCAAAUGGCGAAGUUUCUCCACAGGAGUUCCAAAAGUGUGUCUUGGAAGGGUUCCAAGUUACUCCCAUUUGGCAUCAGGGAUUUAUACGCGAUGAUGGAAGGUCACCUUAUGUGCAAACUGUGAAGAGUGCACGUUGGGAGUAUAGCACCCGUCCUAUAUAUGGAUGGGGUGAUGUUGGCUCUAACCAGAAAUCCACUGCAAGCUGGCCUGCAGCACUGCCCGUAUUUGAGCCUCAUUGGCAAGUUUGCAUGGCCGGCGGACUGUCAACGGGUUGGAUUGAGUGGGAUGGUGAACAGUUUGAAUUUGAAGAUGCUCCUUCAUACUCUGAAAAGAAUUGGGGUGGUGCCUUCCCCAAAAAAUGGUUCUGGGUUCAAUGUAAUGUUUUUGAAGGUGUAACUGGGGAAGUUGCAUUGACUGCUGCUGGUGGAACAAGGAAACUUGUCGGACUAACUGAGACAUUUGAAGAUGUUGCUCUGAUUGGAGUACACUAUGAUGGGAAAUUUUAUGAAUUUGUGCCAUGGACUAGCACUGUCAAAUGGAAGAUCGCACCUUGGGGUUAUUGGUAUAUGUCGGGCGAAAAUGACUCGUAUAAGGUCGAAUUAGAGGCGACAACAAAAUCAGAUGGAACUGUUCUGAGGGCCCCAACAAUAGAGGGAGGUCUCAUCCCAUAUUGCAGAGAUACAUGCUCAGGCGACCUCAAGUUACGGCUCUGGGAAAGACGAUAUGAUGGCACUGAGGGCAAGCAAUGGUGUCCUGGAAUCAGAUCAAAGCUUAGUCGCUACAAAAAUUUCAGCAAUGGUGUCCUGGAAAACAAUAUUGCUUGCUUUCGGCAUAACAACAAUAGAUGUCGGGAUGCUUGAAUUGGCCUCCGCCAUUGGCGGGAGUGGUGAGCGUGGUAUAAUUUUCAGGAUCCCUUAUUCCUCAUUGGUUGUUCUUAAGGGAUGCAAUAAUUAAGAAAAUAGUGGAUGAUGAUGAAGAGUUAGAAGAAUUCUUUGAUAAUGAAGAGGAGAUGAACAUGAAAAGGCCACUCGUACCAGAGAUUAUCAUUAGCAUCCCAACAUUAAAGAUCGGAAGUGUGUCUUCACCGUAUUUCUCGAAGAACAACUUCUGUCUAAUUUGUUGGGAGAAUUUCAUGGAGGGAGAGAUAGUCAAGGAGUCAAAUUGUGUCCCUGCAGCGACAAGUGGCUCUGCCAAGCUAACUAUUACGCUUAUUGUCAAGGAGUUGUAUCCUUGCAGCCAUAUCUUCCAUGGUGCCUGCAUUGACAAGUGGCUCGGCGCAGCUAACUAGACAAAACAUAUUGCACAAGGUUUAUCAUACUGCCAUGAAACAUCUAAUCUAUUUUCUUUUGGUUGUAGCGUGAAUUAUUUUAUUUUUUA